AUGGAGUUACUGUUGAUAGUAUUGCCUGAAGUGGUGUGUAAGGAUCCUGGCGUUCAAUGUGACUUUCAUCAGCCUCUUCCUAUUCAGCAUACUUAUCAUCAGUUUGGAGACAUUAAUAUUGCUGGCAUUGUUUCUGCCUACUUUGCAUCUUCUAAUCCCAUUAAAUUUAUUGAAGAUCCUUCUCAGGGAUUUCAUGAUGGACUUAUAAUAGUUUUUCAGAAUUACCAGCAUGUUCUGACUUUAGCAUUUACUAUAAAACAGAUUAAUGAAAAUCCUCAGAUCCUACCCAACAUCACGUUGGGCUUCCACAUUUUUAACAGCAAUUUUAGUCCAAGCUGGACUUACUUCGCCUCAAUGCUUCUGCCUUUCACUCAGGGAAAAUUCAUCCCUAACUACAAGUGUGGGGUCCCAAAUACCUUGGCUGCAGUCAUUGGGGCACCUGACAUCUCUCUUCACAUGGCAACUGUGCUCUGCAUCUACAAAAUUCCUCAGUUGAUAUAUGGCUCUGCUCCAGUCAUGGAUAAAGAGACUCAAGCGGUUUUCUUCCAACAAAUGUUUCCGAAUGAAUCCCACCAACAUAAUGGCCUCCUGCAGUUAUUGCUGUAUUUUAGAUGGAUCUGGAUUGGAAUUCUUGUAGUAAAGGAUGAGAAAGGAGAGAAAUUUGUCCAGGAGGUUCUCCCCACAUUUUCUGAGCAUGGCAUCUGCACUGAGUUCAUAGCAGAGUUCCCAAAUGUAGCUUUUCACAGCGAUUUUACUGAUACCAUAGAUGAAGGGCUACAUAUCUACCAUGUCCUCAUGAACAGCACUGCUAAUGUGGUAAUUUUAUAUGGUGAAAUUCAGUCCUUAGCAGCUCUGAGAAGCUUCCUCCAGUUUUCAGAAGUGGAGGAUAUACCAAAGAAGAAUAAGAUCUGGCUUAUAACUGCUCAGACAGAUUACACCUCAGUUGCCGUUCAUAAAUUUUGGGAUAUCCAUUUUCUACAUGGUGCUUUAUCCUUUGUAGUUCAUACCAAGGAGAUCCAAGACUUCCAGGAAUUUCUUCAAAACCUGAAUCCAAACAGCAACAACCAGCACGAUCAUUUUCGGAAAGAUUUUUGGGAACAGGCAUUUGAUUGUUUCUUUGCAAACUCAAAAACUGAGAUCUCUGGGAAGAAAUGUACUGGACAGGAGAGGCUUGAGACCCUUCCCACAUCUGUGUUUGAAACACUAAUGAGUGGCCAGAGUUACAAUAUUUACAAUGCAGUCUAUGCUGUGGCACAUGCUUUGCAAUCUCUGUAUUCAUCCAAAUCCAGGCAAAAAACAUUUGUUAAAGAAGGGAGGAAACAGUUUCAUAAUCAAGCAUGGUGGCAGGUUCAUUCUUUUCUGAGAAGUGUCAGAUUCAACAACAGUGUUGGUGAAAAGAUCUCCUUUGACAAAAAUGGAGAAUUCAUUGGUGGAUUUGAUAUUAUCAACUGGAUCACAUUCCCAAACCAAUCCUUUGUGAGGGUCAAAGUUGGAGUAAUAGAUCCCACAGCUCCAGCAGACAAGUUCUUCAAUAUUUCUGUGGAUUCCACCACGUGGCCAGUAGGCUUUAAUCAGGCAUUACCUCUAUCUUUGUGUAAUGAUCCUUGUGAGACAGGAUACAGCAAGGCCAAGAAAGAAGGGGAGUCCUUUUGCUGCUAUGAUUGCCGCCUAUGUCCAGAAGGGAAAAUAUCAAAGGAGAAGGACAUAGAUGACUGUUCUCCAUGUCCAGAAGACCAAUAUCCAAAUCCUGACAAAAAUAUGUGCCUUCCAAAGAGGAUCACCUUUUUGUCCUAUGAAGAGCCCAUGGGGAUCAGUCUGACUGUUCUUUCUCUUUGCUUCUCAUUGAUGACAACUUUGGUAAUCACAAUCUUUGUGAAACACAAAUUUACUCCCAUUGUCAAAGCCAACAAUAGGAAUCUCACUUAUUCACUCCUAGUUUCUCUUCUCCUUUCUUUCCUUUGUGUCUUUCUAUUUGUUGGGAGACCCAAUAUGAUUGUGUGUCUCUUUCGACAACCAGCUUUUGGCCUCAUCUUUUCUGUGGCAGUUUCUUGUGUAUUGGCCAAAACCUUUGUUGUGGCUCUAGCAUUCAUGGCCACCAAGCCUGGUUCCAAACUGAGGAAAUGGGUGGGGGGAAGAAUGGUCAGUUUAAUUCUUCUAUCCUGCUUCCUUGUUCAAAUUUGUUUUUGUGCUGCAUGGCUGAUAACCUCACCACCGUAUCCAGAUUUUGAUGUGCAUUCAAUACCUGAAGAACUUAUCCUGGAGUGUAAUGAAGACUCGAUCAUGUUCUACUGUGUUUUGGGUUUUAUGGGUUUUCUUGCUCUGGUUAGUUUCUCUGCUGCUUUUCUAGCUAGGAAUUUACCUGACAGUUUCAAUGAAGCCAAAUUCAUCACCUUCAGCAUGUUGGUCUUCUGCAGUGUUUGGCUGUUCUUUAUUCCAACCUAUCUAAGCACAAAGGGAAAAUAUACAUUGGCUGUGGAGAUCUUCUCAAUGAUCUCCUCCAGUGCUGGCUUAUUGGUGUGUAUCUUUUUCCCCAAGUGUUUUAUCAUAGUAAUCACACCCGAACUGAACAAUAAACAACAGCUCAUGAAAAGAAAGUUUUAA
Messenger RNA from Protobothrops mucrosquamatus (brown spotted pit viper), 2601 nucleotides. Its product is annotated as vomeronasal type-2 receptor 26-like. The record is from RefSeq and is a predicted model, not a curated record. NCBI's taxonomy places the organism in Eukaryota, Metazoa, Chordata, Lepidosauria, Squamata, Viperidae. Bases 1 to 2601 code for a protein of 866 amino acids. Gene Ontology annotation, molecular function: G protein-coupled receptor activity. The transcript is spliced from 6 exons. Gene Ontology annotation, cellular component: membrane. Gene Ontology annotation, biological process: G protein-coupled receptor signaling pathway.